UUUAGCCAAUUAGAUUUGGAGCAAAAUAUUUUACUGCAGUCUUUUGUGCAGUCAUUCGCUGUUUCUUUCGAGGGCACAAAAAGCCCAAAUUAUCGCCUGUGUUGAUGUCACAUCAAUAAACGUGAAUCAUUUUUGUCAAAACAUCGAUUUAAAAAUAAAUAUUUACAAAAAUGGCUUUACUGCGCAUGAAAGCAGCUAAAUGCCCAUCAGACGAGUUAGCACUCACAAAUUGUGCCCUUGUCCACCCAGAUGAUUUUCCCAGUGAUGUAAAGCACAUUGAGGUGGCUACGGGUCCAUCUCAACAUUACAUCUUCAGCAUAAGAUUUUUUAGUGGAGUGGAAAGAGGAACAGUGGGAUUUUCAUCACCGCAGCGAAAAUGGGCUACACUUUCUAUUGGACAGCCAAUUGAAGUAAAACCAUUCAAACCCCAAAAUGCUGACUGCUUGUGCAGUGUCACAUUGGAAGCUGAUUUCAUGCUCAAGAAAACAACUUCUAUGGAGCCCUACGACUCCGAGCAAAUGGCACGAGACUUUCUCAUCCAAUUUGGAAACCAAAUCUUCACUGUGGGACAGCAACUGGCUUUCUCCUUCCAAGAUAAGAAAGUACUUUCAUUGAUUGUCAAGAACUUGGAAGCUGUGGAUGUAAAGGCAUUAGCGGCCGGUGCCAACGCGGUGCCGCGUCGGGUGAGGAUGGGUCGACUGCUGCCCGACGCGUGUAUCCAGUUCGACAAAGCAGAGAACUCCUCCCUCAACCUGGUCGGUAAAGCUAAGGGAAAGCAACCUCGUCAAUCAAUCAUCAAUCCCGACUGGGACUUCGGCAAGAUGGGCAUUGGUGGUUUGGACAAGGAGUUCAACGCUAUAUUCCGACGAGCGUUCGCCUCGCGCGUCUUUCCGCCAGAGGUGGUGGAGCAGUUGGGUUGCAAGCACGUCAAAGGUAUUCUCCUCUAUGGGCCUCCCGGUACCGGCAAAACGCUAAUGGCUCGUCAGAUCGGCAAGAUGUUGAACGCUCGUGAACCGAAGAUUGUCAACGGUCCGCAGAUCUUGGACAAAUAUGUCGGUGAGAGUGAGGCCAAUAUCCGACGGCUGUUCGCUGAUGCUGAGGAAGAAGAGAAAAGGUGCGGCCCCAACAGCGGUCUACACAUAAUCAUCUUCGACGAAAUCGAUGCUAUCUGCAAAGCUCGUGGUUCGGUCGGCGGCAACACGGGAGUUCAUGACACCGUCGUUAACCAGUUGCUGUCUAAAAUUGACGGUGUGGAUCAACUGAACAACAUUCUAGUCAUUGGUAUGACAAACAGACGGGACAUGAUUGACGAGGCCCUCAUGAGACCUGGUCGAUUGGAAGUCCAGAUGGAGAUCGGUCUACCUGAUGAGAACGGCCGAGUACAGAUCCUGAAUAUACACACCAAACGCAUGCGAGAGUAUAAGAAGAUCGCUGAAGAUGUUGAUAGCAAGGAGCUAGCGGCGCUAACCAAGAACUUCUCUGGUGCGGAGCUUGAGGGUCUGGUGCGAGCCGCUCAGUCCACAGCCAUGAACCGCCUCAUCAAGGCCUCAAGCAAGGUGGAAGUGGAUCCCGAAGCCAUGGAGAAACUCAUGGUGGAGAAGGGAGACUUCCUCCAUGCGCUGGAGAAUGACGUCAAACCGGCGUUCGGUACAGCAGCCGAGGCGUUAGAACACUUCCUGUCUCGUGGUAUCAUCAAUUGGGGUUCCCCGGUUUCAUCGGUGCUGGAAGACGGGCUGCUAUAUAUACAACAGGCGAGAGCUACAGAGGCUAGCGGUCUGGUAUCAGUACUUCUGGAGGGUCCGCCAAACAGUGGUAAAACGGCUAUGGCCGCGGAAUUGGCCAAGAUGUCCGACUUCCCAUUCGUCAAGGUGUGCUCGCCUGAGGACAUGGUCGGAUUCACCGAGUCUGCGAAGUGCUUGCAGAUCAGAAAGUAUUUCGACGACGCGUACCGCUCAACCCUCUCCUGCAUAUUGGUGGACAAUAUCGAGCGUCUGUUAGACUACGGGCCGAUUGGACCGCGGUACUCUAACUUAACCCUGCAAGCUCUACUCGUGCUACUGAAGAAACAACCGCCUAAGGGACGCAAGCUACUCAUCCUGUGUACUACUAGCAGAAGGCAAGUGCUAGAAGACAUGGAAAUGUUAUCCGCGUUUACUGGCGUCCUGCACGUGCCCAAUCUGUCACAGCCGGAACACGUCAUGGCCGUUCUGGAGCAGAGCGACGCCUUCUCCAAGCGGGACCUCGCUAAGAUACAACAGAACCUACGUGGUGCCAAAAUCUUCAUUGGCAUCAAGAAGCUACUGGCUCUGGUGGACAUGGUGAAGCAGACAGACGAGGAGUCGAGGGUAUUCAAGUUCGUGACGAAAAUGCAGGAGGAAGGUGGUCUAGACCUCGGCACCACCAUACAAUAAGAUCUGCUCCAACCUUAGGAAAUAUCGCAUACCACUCCCUCACCCGACCAUAGACGAACGGAAAGCUCACCCUGCUCGUCCGAUCUCAAAAGCUACGAAAUAGACUACGACGACGUCAGCGAACACAGACGAGGCAUGACGGCCCGAGGUGACGAAAUUUCACCCGCUAAGAUCCCGCUCAUGAGAAUCAGAAGCGUUGAAAUCGUGUUCGAAGACGAAAUGUCUACUUGCACCGAUACAGGCCUACUAGAUCGUAGUCUGGAAUUGCUUCUCUCUGAUAGCGAUGACUCGACCAAAUGCAUCGAUGAUUUGGAACAUUUGCACAAUGAGAGGGACGAUGAUUCAGUAACACUCAACGCUGAAGAGUUGUCCGAUGAUAAUACUUUACCUGUAAGUAGAAAAAUAUUUCAGCCUAGUAUUAUUAUUUCUGAAGAUAAGGUUGAUUCUACAAUUAAAGAUAAAGUUGAGCUAUCUAUUAUCGAAGAUAGAGUGCUUAUGUCUUCAGUUGAAGAUAGGAUACGUGAUUCUGCGAUCGAAGAUAGAACAAAUGAAUCUACAGUUGAUGAUAGGGCGCUUGAAUCUGCAAUCGAUGAUAGAGUUCCUGAUUCUACGAUUGAAGAAAGAGCCAUUGAAUCUACGAUUUAUGAUAGAGGAUUCGAGUCAAUGAUUGAUGCCAGAGCAUUUGAGUGUACAAUUGAAGACAAAGUACUCGAAUCAAACGAGGACAGCGCUUCGCUAAAUCUCUCGGAGUUGGGUGAUUCCGGCCGUUUCACAGAAGAAGCUUCGACAUCUCAUUUCGACAUGCAGAAAUCAUACGACGACGCCGCGCUUUCUCAUUCAUUCGACGCAGUUAACAUUGAUGACGUCACGAACGUGAAAUGCGACUUAUCCGAUAGUAUAUCUAAUAUGGACGAUAGAUUGUAUGAAUAUAUCGACACCGACAGCAACAGUUCGGAGGAUACGGCGCUAUGCGACGGACCGCCAGAGGUUAGGUUUAUUCAGCAUGACGUAAAUCAAGAUGAACAAAUAUGCGACAGCUAUGAUUUGCAGUAUGAUUCCUUUGUUGAUAUGGGUAAAUUUUGAAUGUUCUAUUUAUUUUAUACAUGAAGAUAGUGUGAAGUUGUAGUUACGGAGAUAUCAUUAAAUUAUGGGCGAACCAAGAAAUAGUGAAAGUAAAAUGAUUAGGAUCAUUUCAUACUAACGCUAUGUGCGAAAGCGAAGAAGCGGUUUAAAAUUAUUAUUACUCUGAACACCGAUUCUGCCUUUGUAAAACAAGGGUUUUAUAGAACCUGUAUAUAACUAAUAGCUACAACUUCACACUGGUUUAAAAUUAUUUCUGAUGCUACUAUUGUUUGGUGCAUAUUGUUAUAAAAGUAUUAAAUUUUAUCCAUAGUGGAUAUUACAGUAUACAACAUUCCAAUGACAGAAAAUGUUUAGAAUAUAACCUGAGCUAUAUAUACCUACAAACCUUUAGCUAUUGCGCAGAGGGCUAAGUGGUAUGCGGCUCUAGUAACCGUGCCACUACUAGAAUGUCUUGUUAAAUAAAAGGUUUCUCCGAGUCUUAUUUGUAAAUAUUGUUCUUUGUAGAUAAACUUUACCCUAUAGACUGUGGCAUGGUUACGAUAUUUCCGGGGUUGUAAGUCUAGACAAUAGCUCAAUUUCACUAAAACAAUUUGUUUUGUAUAGUAUUUUGUAUUGUUUUACUUUAAUUUUUUGUUACGACGCAGCUUGGGCUGUUAAAUUAGUUUUUCAGGUAGGCGUUACGACACUGAAUAAUAGAUAUAUUUAAUGUAAGAGUAAUGUCAAUAUUUAAUAUUUAUUGUUAACUAAUAGUGUUACAAGUUUAUCUGGUGUUGUCUUUGUAGAAGUGAAUAUGUUGAUACAAUUUUCUUGAACACUCAAUUAGCAGAGUACAAUUAUUAAGAUAAGCUUUAGAUGUUGUACUUAUUAUUAAGUAUUUGCAAUAUUAGGUUAUAUUUUUUGAGCCUAAACCAAGAACGGAUUGUUAGUUGAAAUUGUUGGUUAAAGUAAUUUUAUAAAGACAGAUUUGCAAGUAUGAAAACUGCCAAAUACCUCUUUACAACAAUAAAAGAGAUCUAAAGAAAAUAUAAAUGUUAGCAACCAAAGCCGUAUUCCCUCCUAUGAUUAUAUUAUUACGUUUAAAACAGUUAGUACCUAUAUUGCUAUGUUUUAAAUUUUUAAUUAUAUUGUUUGCUUUGAGCAAAAUUUUGUUGCAUAUUUCAAAAGUAGAGGAACAAUCAGAGAUUUAACACUGUUGAAAUUUACAAUUUUUGCACUUCUUUAGGAACAAAAAUAAAUAUUACAAAAACUUAGCACCUAGAAGCUUAAAAGCAAAAGGAUAAUACUUUAAAUUAUACCGAUAAUAUUUGGAAUGGUGUCAAAGUAUAUAAAACUAUCUACUUAAAAAUAAUUACAUGUAAAUUAUUGUCAUUGUGAUUGAUGUAUCAAAAAUAUUAAAUUUAUUUCUAAAGCAAAAGCUUACAUUUUACUGCAUGUUUUAUCUAGGAAUAUUACAUAAAGAAGUCGCUUUGAAUGUUUAAAAAUUUCACAACAAACUUUGUAGCUGCUCAUAAACACAUUAAUAAUCAAUUAUUAUGAGAUAGCAAAUGUACAUUCCUUGUCACUCCUUGCAUUUUCAUAAAUCAUUACUAUUAUACUCAAUAUUUCAAGUAAUUAAUGAUGCUUUUAGAUCAAAUGGUAUCUUAUAAUAGUACCAAGUAAUAGUGACUAGCGUUUGUGAUGUAACAGAAUUUUUGUAGAUUUAUAAUAUCUGCAUAUCAAGUUCAAUUUAUUAGUACUUAUGUUUUAUUAAAUGUUAAAAAAUGGAAUGCUUACAAAUGGAUGUAUAAAAUUGUAAUCAGUAUUGAUCAGGUUUCAGAUUGAUGAAAUAAAAUUAUAUCAAGUCAG
Molecule: messenger RNA, 5339 nt
Organism: Aricia agestis (brown argus)
Lineage: Eukaryota; Metazoa; Arthropoda; Insecta; Lepidoptera; Lycaenidae
Product: vesicle-fusing ATPase 1-like
Exons: 16
Coding region: 171-2411 (746 amino acids)
Biological process (GO): intra-Golgi vesicle-mediated transport; Golgi to plasma membrane protein transport; SNARE complex disassembly
Cellular component (GO): Golgi stack
Molecular function (GO): ATP binding; ATP hydrolysis activity
Source: RefSeq, a predicted model, not a curated record